Molecule: messenger RNA, 513 nt
Organism: Triticum turgidum subsp. durum (durum wheat)
Lineage: Eukaryota; Viridiplantae; Streptophyta; Magnoliopsida; Poales; Poaceae
Source: the annotation of a GenBank genome assembly
AUGGCAAGGCUCCUCCUCCUCGCCGCCGACCACGCCGCCGGAGCGCCGGGGGCGGCGAGUCUCGUCCUCGUCCUCGUCGUGGUGCUCGUCGUCGCGGCGGUCGUCGUGUCGCUCUGCACCAGCAGCACGCACGCGAAGCUGUGGGGGCGGCAGCGCGGGUCCUCCUCGUCCGCGCCGUUGCCGAAAUCGGACAGCAGCGUCGGCGCGAGCAACCGGAGGCGCCUGCUGUCGGCCACGCUGAGCGGGAUCGGCGGUAAGGCGGCCAGGAUGGUGUCGUGGAACAGGCGCUCUCCGGCGCCGGGCGGCAGCAGCGACGACGAGGAGGCGGUGGCCGAUCUGGGGCUGGACGACGACGACGAGGCCGUGUGGCGGAAGGCCAUCAUCAUGGGGGACAAGUGCCGGCCGCUCCAGUUCUCCGGGCACAUCGCCUUCGACUCCGACGGCAACCAGCUGCCCCCGCCGCCGCCGGCGGCAAUCAAGAAAGCCGGCCCCGACGUCCACGCCGAGAAUUAA